This is a messenger RNA of Octodon degus (degu), 939 nucleotides long. Its product is annotated as retinol dehydrogenase 16-like. Gene Ontology annotation, molecular function: oxidoreductase activity. Lineage: Eukaryota; Metazoa; Chordata; Mammalia; Rodentia; Octodontidae. The record is from RefSeq and is a predicted model, not a curated record.
AUGCUGCUGUAUGUGGUACCCCUUGUGGGCCUGUUCUACCUUGUGCACUGGUACUGGGAGAGGCAGGUGGUGAUCUACCUCCAUGACAGGUAUGUGUUCAUCAUGGGCUGUGACUCAGGCUUCUGGAACCUGCUGGCCAGACAGCUGGACAUGAGAGGCUUGAGGGUGCUGGCUGCAUGUCUGACAGAAAAAUCAGCCAAACAGCUGAGGAAACAGAUGUCAGGAUGGCUGCAGACAGUGAUCCUGGAUGUCACCCAGACAGAGAGCAUUGCUGCAGCUGUCCAGUGGGUGAAGGAGCGUGUGGAGGACAGAGGACUCAGGGGUCUGGUGUUUAAUGCUGGCAUCUCCUUCCCCUCUGCUCCCAGUGAGUGGUUGAAGAAGCAGGGCUUCAUGAACAUUCUCAGCAUGAACCUGUUGGGGGUCAUUGAGGUGACUUUGAGCCCGCUGCCUUUAGUGAGGAAGACGCAAGGCCAUGUGGUCAAUGUGUCCAGAGUCAUGGACCAGGUCUUGCUCUUUGGUGGAGGCUACUGCAUCUCCAAGUAUAGUGUGGAGUCCUUUUUGGACAGCCUCAGGAGGGAGCUCUUCUAUUUUGGGGUGAAAGUGGCUAUUAUUGAGCCUGGUAUCUUCAAGACCAAUGUGAAUAACGAGGAAAUACUCAUAGCAAGUUACAAGAAGUCAUGGGACGAGGCCAGCUCAGAGGCCAAGGAGAUCUAUGGUGAGAAGUAUCUUGAAUCCUCCAUACAAAAUUUAAUACCAAUGGAGCAAAAAUGCAAAAGAGACCUCUCCGUGGUGACAGACUGCAUGACUGCCUGUCACCCUCAUACCCGACUCACUGGCUGGGAUGCCAAGCUCUUUUACCUCCCCAUGAGCUACCUGCCCAUAUUCCUGGUGGAUGCCUUUGUGUGCCUGCACUCCCCAAAGCCAGAAAAAGCCCUAUGA